AUGCUUAUAUUAUCCAGGCAGGAUCUGGCUUAUCUUCUGAAGAAGAAGCGCUAUAAAGUGAUGUGGAUGGCUGGCGUUCUACUGUGGUCGUUCACUUACAUGUUCAUCACCUUUUACUGUUUUGCUGUCACCGAUGAGUAUGUGAAUUACGCAAGAACAGCGGUGCUGAAGAAAUUCAAUAGGAACAUCGAUGACUUGUCACUCUUUUGUGUAUUUCCCUUGGUGAGUAUUGUUGUUAUCCGAUUUUUUCUAUCACCAUCUUCAUUUGAUUUCAACACAAGCGCUUCUUUCAAGGAGAAGGUCAACAGGCAAACGAUCAUCUAUUGGAAAGCAACCGUUGGCGUGGCUGUUAUGAUGUCGAUGAUGUUGCUAUCACUCAUCUUGAUGUUAUUCUACGGUGUGAAAAUCAUGCGGACGUUACGCAAAAUGGCGAUGAGUACGAAGACAAGAGCACUUCAGACACAACUCAUGAAAGCGCUCGUAUUCCAGGUUAGGCGAAUAUCUUCAAAGAAUCAUUCUUUUAUACCAUAA
Messenger RNA from Angiostrongylus costaricensis, 531 nucleotides. The record is from the annotation of a GenBank genome assembly. Lineage: Eukaryota; Metazoa; Nematoda; Chromadorea; Rhabditida; Metastrongylidae.